AUGUCCUUCCUCUUGAUGCAGCCGUCCACAUAUAAAGCGGGUCCUCUUUGGCACCCUCCCCAACAGAACACACUCAGCUCAGAUACACUCGGUGAUAUCGUCCUCGUUACUAACGCAUCCUCACUCUCUGCGUUCAAUAUGUCGCCUUCGAAUUUCUACCAGCCUUUCUACUCCCUCGCCGACUUUAACCGUAUGUUUGACGAGGCAUUCUCAGCCCGGACGUCCGGAGUAAACAACACCGACGGGCGGGUGCAGCGUUCAGACAACUCCGCGAGAUUUCUCCAACCAAGGAUGAAUUUACAUGAAAACAAAGAGGAGAAUGUCGUUACGGCUACAUUUGAGAUGCCGGGCUUAAACAAAGAGAAUGUGCAGAUUAGCGUCCACAAUGGCAUCCUAACAGUUUCUGGAGAAUCAAAAGUCUCGACCGCUCGUGACGAGCACGGCUAUGCGGUGCGCGAGCGACGGCACGGCAAGUUUUCCCGCGCGGUCCCCUUGCCUCAGGGCAUCAACAGCGAUGAUAUCAGGGCGUCGAUGGAGAACGGGGUGCUGACUGUAACGUUCCCCAAGACGACGCCGGAAACGGCGCCGAAGAAGAUUGCUAUUGCUUGA
Fibroporia radiculosa is the source of this 609-nucleotide messenger RNA. RefSeq lists its product as uncharacterized. Bases 1 to 609 code for a protein of 202 amino acids. Lineage: Eukaryota; Fungi; Basidiomycota; Agaricomycetes; Polyporales; Fibroporiaceae. The transcript has 3 exons. Gene Ontology annotation, biological process: protein complex oligomerization; response to hydrogen peroxide; response to salt stress. The record is from RefSeq and is a predicted model, not a curated record.